AUGGCUCCAAGAUUAUGGCAUGAAUGUUCUACAUGUAAUACUGAAAACGAUCUAAAAGUUUUUGUUCGAGAAAAAAAUAUUUGUACACAUCGUACUGAAGAACUUAGAAGUGGUGUAUCUAUAACAUAUAAAUGUUCAGAGUAUAGAGAAUAUCCACAAUGUCGUUAUCAAUUGAAAGCCAAACAGUUAGAUGGUAGGUUUUGUAUAGUUAUAACUAUUUUUGAGGGAGAAAUAAAAAAUAGGUAUUUUUUACUCAUUUGUUUGUUAGGAAAAUUUACAGUUUUUGAAUCUGAAUUACAUGAUCAUAGUCAAAGACAAGAAAAUAAUCGUCUUAAAUCACCAAUUCGUGCUGCUGUGCAAGAAAUGACACAUACAGGUUUAACACAAGGUCAGAUUCGUAAAGCUGUAUCAGUAUUGCAUCCUAAUUUAUCAAUUGAUACAAAAAUUAAAAACGUGGUACAAUAUACACGUCAGCAAACCCGUACACAGAUUAUUUCUGUUGAUGAUUUACAAUUAUGGUGUAAGGAAAGAAUUAAUUGUUCACCAGCUGACCAAUUGCAUCAGGUUUUUGUACCAUUUUAUGAAGUAAAAGAUAUUGAUAAUAUAUUUGUGCGUAUCACCACUCGUCAACUACUAUCAACUACCAAAUGUUCUUCAGUGUUGGCUGUCGAUUGUACGUACAAAGUGGCAUGGAAUAAUUUACCAAUACUCAUAUUUGGCACAUCAGAUUAUAAACGUCAUUUUCAUCCAAUUGGCUUAUGCUUGGUAUCAUCUGAUGAAGCUGCUUCAACAUAUAAAACAUUAUUUCAAGGUGUUCCUACAUGGGCGUCUAAUAUUAAUCAACAAACAUAUUUGAUAUCACAUGUGAUGGGUGAUGGAGCUGCAGGUAUUACAAGUACAAUGUCAGUUAUACCACGAAGUCGUAGAUUAAUGUGUUGGGCACAUAUGAUUAGAAAAUGUCGUGAACAUAGAAAAUUGAUACCAAAUGAACAAAAAAGGUUAAAUGUUGAAAAAGAUAUUGUUAAUUUACAAUUAUGUUUUCAAGAUAAUUUGUUUAGUCAAGCAGCAAGUUUGUUGUUAGGUAAAUGGAGUUUAGACAAUCAACUAGACAGAUUCCGUACAUAUUUUGAAGGACAAUGGAUAAAUGAUUUAUCGUUUUGGUAUGAAGGAGCGGUUUGUUUAGCACCAUCAACAAAUAAUGGUCUCGAAUCAUUAAAUGGCAAAAUUAAACAAUCAUAUACAAUGAGAAAUAAAUUAUCGUUGGCCACAUUUCUACAGACAGCAGAAAGUAUGUUACGUGAUUGGUCAACAAAGAGUGCUACAGAUGGAUUUGCUCAUACAAUUCAUUUUGAAGCUGAUUUGGAAUCAAAGGCACAUCAAUGGCCACAGAAGAUUGAUCAAAGUCAAAUUAUUCGAUUAAGUAAUACCGGUUAUGUGAUACCAACUACAAAUUCAACAAUGAAUACAAAUGUAUGGCUUCAACAGUAUUAUACAAUGUCAUGGAAUUCAUAUGAUGAAUAUAUUAGCUGGUUUAAUUCAGGGCAUUUAGUCGAUUUUUCACGUAUAACGGCUCCUUGGUACUGUACAUGUCGUUUUGGUCAAAAGGAAUAUUCAUGUGUUCAUACAAUCGGUUUAAUGAUUAUAUGGGGUUUUAAAACUGUUCCACAAAUAAUUGGUCAAAGAAAAGGAAAAGGUAGACCAAAAAAAGUAAAAACAGCUUUAACAAAAGAUUAA
Didymodactylos carnosus is the source of this 1734-nucleotide messenger RNA. NCBI's taxonomy places the organism in Eukaryota, Metazoa, Rotifera, Eurotatoria, Philodinida, Philodinidae. The record is from the annotation of a GenBank genome assembly.